UGUGACGCAGGGGAUCAUGUGUUGUUUGUGCUGUGGCCCGUAGAGAUGUGUACAGGAGGAGAAGCGAACGGAUUGCUAACCGAGCUAGCCGGAUCCUCGCGAUUAUAGAAACACGGCCGAACGUGGUCAUGUUGCACGCGCUGGGUUUCAUAUCGUGAAGAAAGCCCGCUUUGGAGUACCUGCUUCGCCGAUAAGAAACGGCGAAGGGACUUGCUUUUUGACGGUGUAACAAAGCCGGUCCGUGAGGAUUUGCAAAUCUGAGCCGAGUCAACGUUAGCUGGCCUAGCCGGACUCGGGAGCUCGUCUCCCAAAACAAGAAUGGGGUCUAGGUCCACUCGGAUUAGCUUGCUAGUAAAGUGACCUUUGAUUGUAUUCUCUGAUGGCAAAUUUCACGAAUUACCAGGAAGGCAAGGCGGCGAUGUUGAUGGUGGAGACGCAGCAGAGGGACGUGGGGACGAAGUCCGCCACCGCUAACGGAGACGGCUCGGUCGGGGAACCCCCUUCCCCGUUAAUUAACAUCGGCGGAGGAGGCGGCGGCGGUGGCGGCGGCGGCGGCUCUCGCUUCCAUCAACAAUUGCCGCCCUCCAACCUCAUCCACCACCACCCACCGAAGGAGCAACAGCAGCACCAUCACUACCAGCUGGCUCCGCAGCAUCCUACCGGAGAAAGCCUCGCAGAGUCCCCGGGCAGGAGAGCCUCCUCCUCGUCUCUCAGCCAGGUACAGACCGCAGAGGACCCCGCCGCUUCUGCCGCUGCAAGCAGCAGCAGCGGCGGCGGCAGCGGCAGCCAUGUCUACGCGGCUGUGAGCGUCGCUAAUACCUCUGACGUUGUGGACGAUAUUCGAAAAUGUGGCUAUUUAAGAAAGCAAAAACACGGACACAAGAGGUUUUUUGUGCUUCGGGCUGCCAGCCACCUCGGGCCGAGCCGCCUGGAGUACUACGACAGCGAGAAGAAAUUCAGGAGCAGUCUGCGCUCUGCCGCGGCCGCGGCCGCCGCCGCCGCCAGCGGCGGGACGGUCGCCCCUUCUCCCCCGAAAAGGGUUAUUUACCUCUACCAGUGCUUUACGGUAAACAAAAGGGCGGAUUCCAAAAACAAACACCUCAUUGCCCUUUACACUAAGGACGAGUACUUUGCCAUUGUGGCGGAAAACGAGCAGGAGCAAGAGGACUGGUACGUAGCUGUCAGCGAGUUGAUGAGUGAGGGCAAAAAAGGGCACGUGGACUCUGAUGAUUUAGACGACGGCUAUGGUACAGUCACCCCCGGUACUGUGUUUAAAGAGGUGUGGCAAGUGAAUGUGAAACCUAAAGGACUGGGUCAAACUAAAAACCUCACAGGUGUUUACCGGCUUUGCCUCUCAACUAAAACCAUUCACCUCGUAAAGCUGAACUCUGAGACCCCCUGUGUGAACCUUCAGCUGAUGAACAUCAGACGCUGUGGACAUUCGGAAAGCUUCUUUUUCAUCGAGGUGGGUCGCUCCUCCUCCAUUGGGCCCGGGGAGAUAUGGAUGCAGGUGGAUGACUCCGUCGUGGCCCAAAACAUGCACGAAACAAUCUUGGAGACGAUGAAAGCCCUGAAGGCUUUUGCAGAGUUUCGGCCCAGGAGUAAGAGCCAGUCGUCGGGCUCCAACCCCAUGCCGUUCAUCACAACGCGUCGCCACCUGGGCAACCUGCCCCCGAGCCAGACUGGGCUGCAGAGGCGGUCGAGGACGGAGUCCGUCGUGGGCACGCCGCCGUCAAGUAAGAGCUCCGGGGCUAGUGGUUAUCGCUUCCGAACCUCCAGUGAGGGCGAGGGGACGAUGAACCGGCCGUUCCGCUCUGCCACAGGAAGUCUGGUACACCUGAACUCCGCACGGGCUCACCACGGCCGUCAGGACGGGGGUGGCGGCAGCAGCGGGAGUGGCGUCGCCACAGGAAACGCUGGCACGAGCACAGGCGGCGGGCGCUACGUCAGAGCCAUCCCGGGGACGUCGGCCACCUACCACGCCCGCUCCGCCUCGCUGCCGGUCUCCCAUUUCCCCUCCACCACCAGCCCGGUGAGCGUCUCCUCCAGCAGCGGCCACGGCUCCGUCUCCGACACGCUCACCCGCCCGUCGAGCGCCUCGAUAUGCGGCUCCCCGUCCGACGGGGGCUUCAACUCUUCAGAUGAGUACGGCUCCAGUCCUGGUGACUUCCGGUACUUCCGGGUGCGGAGCAACACGCCAGACUCGCUGGGCAACACGCCACCAAUCAGAGAAGAGAACUGUUUGAAUGAUUACAUGGCCAUGGGCUGGAACCGGGAGGUCUUCGGCACCAGCGCGGGCUCUGGAAACAACAGCGGAGGGGACACGCCACGGGACGAGAGCAUGUUGACGACAGAAGACGACCGCUUUUCUUCUUCAUCAUCAUCAUCGUCACUGAGGAAGAGGACACAGUCUUUCUCCAGACCACCUGGUGGUGCAACUGGUGGCUCUGGAGUGGCAGUUUACCAGAAAAUGACCCAGACCAACUUCUCAUUGGACGAGGGGUCGGACAUUGUGUUACCUUUUGGCAGCGGGCUGCUCCGUGGUGGGCCUUCGUCCUCCUCUUCCUCGCUCCGCUCUGACUACAGCUCCUGCUCGGAGCACAGUCAACAGAGCCGUCCCUCCACGCUCUCCCAGACCCAGUCCAGCUGUGAGCGUCCUCCCCUCUCCUCGUCUUCAUCUGCCAAGGAAGACAGCGGCUACAUGCCCAUGAUGUGUGGCGUGGCUGCGUCGCCGCAUGACACUCCUCCCGACUACAUGCCUAUGCAACCCAGCUCCUGCUCCCCUCAGUUUCACAGUCCAGCUUUAGGGUCCCGCUCCGCCCGUCACCACCAGCUCCAGCCCCAAUCCUCCGCAGACUCCCACGGCUACAUGAUGAUGCUCCCAGGGGAUGGCGGCGGCUCCUCGUCCCCAGGGCAGGCCUCCCCCAGCCCGCAUAGCAACUCCAGCAUUGCAGGGGCCAGCGGGAGCGACAGCAUAGCAGAGAGACCCCAGAAUGGUGAAUAUAUGGACAUGUCAUACUGCAGCAGUGCAGGGCGCAAGCUCUCAAACGAAGCGAGCAGUGGAUAUUACACAUCAGGCACGCCAGAGGCCCCCGCAAAGUCUUACAGCCCUUAUUUUUCCCUCCCUCGCUCCUACAAGGCUCCCACUCGAGAGAGGGAUGAGAAAGAAUACGGGGAGUACGUUCCUAUGAGUUCUCCUGCCAAGCCUGUCUUCUCAUCUGUUGCCACAGCAUCCAUGUCGACGCCAGAGAAGAGGGGUGGAGGAGGUAGCAGCACCUCCACCCCUUCUCACCCACCCCCGCCUUAUGGAGCUCACCAUACAACCGCAGCCAUGGCGGACCGACGCGCCGCGAGGCCCAACCGCCUCCCUUUAGGCAGAAGAAGUUUCCAAGGUCCACUGCGGGUUAGUGAGCCCUCUGCAACGUCUGCAGGCUCCUCAGUGCCCCCGACUGUAAGCUCAUCUGAAGGGCCCUCAAGUCCCGGGGAGUAUAUUAACAUUGAGUUUGGGGAUCACUACCCCCACCAACAACAGCCCCCCGCCUAUCCUCUCUCUGCUCAAGACGAAGCGCCUUCCCUUGAAUCCAGUGAACACCGUCACUCCCCCCACCAGGACUAUAUGAGUGUGGAGGUGGCGGCGGAGCAGCAGGACAGCGCUGGAUGUCUGGGUAAAAAACAGUCACCCAGAGCCAGCCUUGUCGCCCCCUGGAACCCCCCCAGCUACAUCCGACCCCUGGCUAGCAAUCCUGGGGCGCUGGCCUCCCCCGGAGUCCCCGCCGGAGGUCCCUGGAGAUCCAUGGGGGACGACUACACAGACAUGACGUUUAACCUCAGCCGAGGCGAGAGCCCCACGUCCAUGCUGCAGCACCUCUGUGUGAUAGAGGGCCGUUACGGCCACGCUCCAUCCGCCUCCCCCUCAUCCCUUUCUCCCCCUCUCCCUCCAUCGAGCCCAGGGAGGGCGCCGACGCAACAGCUGGAGCCCAAGGUGGUCCGGGCCGACCCCCAAGGCAGGCGGAGACACAGCUCGGAGACAUUCUCCUCCUCUAACUCAACUCCCUCCGGAGGAGGACUUGCCCCCUCAUCGUCAGCCGCACACCCCGCAGCCCCCAACGACUCCUACCUAAUGGAGGGUCAGGCUUCCAGAUGGGCCAGCUCGGCGUCUUUUGAUAGUACAUGGGUGUCCAUGGAGGGUCUCUGGGACUUGCCGGCUCCCCAUGCUCCAGUAAGAGCCAUGGAAAUGGGCGCAGGCUCCGGGACGCCAGCGUCGUCGUCCUCUUCCUCCUCGGGGGCUGGAGCCGGCAGAAUGUGCAGGAACAUGUCUGUGGGCUACCAGAACGGCCUGAACUACAUCGCCUUGGAGCUGAGGGAGGACGGGAGCAACGCGGGAGCCAUGGUGUCCGGAGCCGGCAGCAGCAACGGGGGCUCGGUGUCGGUGGGGACGGUGCCUCUGCCGGAGAACGGAGCCUACGCCAGUAUAGACUUCACCAAAUCUGAUGGAGUCACCACGACAACCAAGGACUGAGCGGCUGGGCGGUGGAGGUUCUCCACCUUCCUCCUCCUCCUCAUCUCUCUCUGCUCUGCACUCGGCUCUGCCUGGGACCUUUGGCCUGCCCCGCCGGUGACCUCUGACCUCUUCACCUGGACCGAGGAGCCGCUCCCUUCUGGAUGCAGAGAACAUCCCAACAGAUGACAAAAAACGCUUGCAGUUUUAUAAGUGUAUUUCAUUUUUUUUUUGUGUGUGUUUUAUAUGCAUAUCUUGUCCUGUUUUUUUUUUUUAAUCAUUUCCACCCUCUCACACACAGUCGACGCUGCCAGCGUGCGCAGACAUUUUCAACCGGUGAACUUUGGUUGGUUGGGGGGGUUGGAGGGGUUUGGGGGGGCGCCAACAGAACCGCAGAUAGUCUGGUUCUGCUUCUCCAUAUGGUAUUAAAAAGGGAGGCUGGAUUACUUAGCAAAGGCAUUAUGGUACAAACUUAUGUUUGAAUUUAAAAUAUUUUUAUCUUUUAUACAUUUUUUUACCCCAUGCGUAAUCUUUCCUCCAUACGGUACCGCACAGUUAUUACAUUGUGGGCAAAGUUGUAGUAGAGAAUGUAUUUUUGGGGGUUUUUUUGUUAAUGGAUUACCCACCAAAAGAGAGAGUUUGGAUGUUAUGAAGCGGGGUUGCAUCAGCCACCUUAAAAAGAAAAGAAAAAAAGGGCCACCUUCAGAAAUCCAUAUCAGUUUAAGUGGACGCCAUAUUUAGAGUUUUUUUUAGCGUUUCUAUCAGACAGCCCUUUACGACGGGGGGGGACUGAAGCCGUUACAUCCAUUUUUCCUCAAUUCAAAGCCACUAGACACCUUUGAUAAAAACAGCUGUUUUACCUCGUAGUGGCAGGUCCUGCGCUGCCUCGUUGGCUUCCCUUGUUUGGGGGUUUUCUGUGACUUUGGAGUUUUAAAGCGUUACUUCGGAAUCACCUAAAUCCAAUAAAAUAGACGUUUACAGCGGCUUCAGUUCCCCGUCGUUAAGGGCCGCAAAGUUGGUCGUCAAAGUAUAUCGGACUGGCGUAGUAACACGUGGACUGUGGAGAAGGAGCUCACUUCAAAACAUCUGAAGUCUCUUUUAGGGGUUCAAACUCGUGGCUGGAUCCAUUUAAACCUCUCAGACGCGACACGUGGCAUUACACAGGUCCCGCGCUCGUUCCCUCGGCGCGGCGUUCCCGCCACAGCGACACAAUCGCAUCCAUUGCCUCAGCUGGCCAGUUAAAAAA
Etheostoma cragini (Arkansas darter) is the source of this 5744-nucleotide messenger RNA. Its product is annotated as insulin receptor substrate 2-B-like. NCBI's taxonomy places the organism in Eukaryota, Metazoa, Chordata, Actinopteri, Perciformes, Percidae. Gene Ontology annotation, biological process: insulin receptor signaling pathway. The transcript is spliced from 2 exons. Bases 380 to 4519 code for a protein of 1379 amino acids. Gene Ontology annotation, molecular function: phosphatidylinositol 3-kinase binding; insulin receptor binding. Gene Ontology annotation, cellular component: plasma membrane; cytosol. The record is from RefSeq and is a predicted model, not a curated record.